AUGGCUGAGUUUCAGGCAAAGAAAAACCCUAAUUCCAAAACAAAGAGUAAUACAUUCACGACCAAAUGUUCAUCGCUGGUGAAACAGCAUCGUGCCCAUCUCUAUAUACUCCGCCGCUGUGCCACCAUGCUCAUCCGCUCUUACAUCGAUCACGAUGACUAA
Messenger RNA from Eruca vesicaria subsp. sativa (arugula), 162 nucleotides. The record is from the annotation of a GenBank genome assembly. NCBI's taxonomy places the organism in Eukaryota, Viridiplantae, Streptophyta, Magnoliopsida, Brassicales, Brassicaceae.